GCCUCAAGACUGGUGCCGCGGCUUCCUGCUAUUCAUUUUGACUUUUUGCGGGCCCCUUCUGAGUCGCCAAGACACUCUCGUCGACUUCUGGGUUGCAGGACAUUUGUCGCGUCACAGCCUCCAAAGUUCAAGAGUUUUUCAGCGAAACUCGCGUACCUUCGACCUGGGCGUGCUGCCAGCCCUGCUGUCUGGGUUCUCCGUGCCACACAGAGGCGCCCCAGCUUCGCGAGCGACGAGACCUUCCUGGGACUGUAGAACUUCGCUGCUGCUGAAAAAAAGUGGAUUUCUUGAAAAGGGGAAACACCCCGUCGAGUCUUCAGUUGCGGACGCAAGUUACGCUUUUUUUGCUUGUUUUGCUCGGAAAAAGUCAACUUUCUCCCGCGUUUCGCGAGAGCCGUGUCUUGUCGCGUGGGGUAUCAGUUUUCCGUGCCUCGAGAGCGUGUCUUGAGAAUAUGUCGUGCAGCCACUCAGCUGCCAAUUGCAUCUUGGGUUUCCCUGUCCCAAAGAGCCUCCACUUCUUUCUAGAGGCCCGACUUUGAGUUUCCAACAUCGUUUCCAGUCCUGUUUUCCGCGUUCCCGAGCCUAGGAACGUCGAAACCCGACUCUCUCUGCGGGACCGGUCGUUGAGCUGAACUGCGCGCCAGAUCGCUCGCGGGUCAUCCUCGCGUUCCUCGCCAAUCUGCACAAAGGACUGAGGUUCGCGACUGACAAACUCAAUUGUUUGGCUUUCCAAACAUUUCCUACGUUUGCUUCAAGACACCCUGCGACUCGAACACGACUCUGGACUCAAAGCUCUCAUGAGCUGUACGCAGCCUCUCGGCGCUCUCAGCCUCGAAGGCGCACCGGUGAUCUCUGUUGAUCGCGCGAGUUUUCGAGUUUCGCGCAACUCUCUCUAUGUGCCUGAAACCCUUCAUCCCGCAGGAGGUUUCGGCUUUUCUACUCUUUUCUCUCUAUGGAGGACUCCUCAGAGCCUUUCUCCCCAGCCGGGUUGUCAGGCGGGGCGAGCAUUCCUGCUGACCGAAAUGGAUUGCCGCAAACCCCAUCGCUGAGCAACAUACCCGGGUUGCCGCAAACGCCGCCUGCUCCGACUAGCAGAGGAUCUGUGACGCAGAUGGAGGCAAAUGGAAUUUCUGAACGCGGCAUUUCGCGAGUGACUGGCGCACUUGAGUCGACGACGAACGACUCUGACACGGUGCUCUCGGCCAUGGCUGCGCUAUUUGAAUCGCUAAACGAAGUCCACCUCGAAGGAGAAGCAGAGACCUGGAAACCCUCCAUCAAAGCUGGCGACGGAUUCAAAGCUUGCAAACAGUUCCUCUGUGCACUGUCGGCUGCUGCGGACGCAUUGCAAAUCCGACCACAGAGCCGCGAGUACCGACAUCAGUUCACAAAGAAUUACCGCGCUUUGUUUCCCGACCAAAGACGUCAUUACAGAGUUGACGUCCUGGAGGCAUCGCAGGAAGGGUACACUUUGAUUUACGUGAACGGCGAACGGUUCGACUUCCAUUCUUCUGUCAUUGAGAGCGGCGUCAACUUCAAGGUUGCUUGGAUCAACACCAUUGAAAAGCUGCACCAGUUACAGCGCCAGGACUUGACGACUUACCAGUACUGGCGCUCAGAGUUGGUCCCCGUUCUGGUGGACCUGGACUGCAAAUGGGCCGAUUUUGAGCAGGAGUACAUUCUCGAGCUCAUCCAGAUCGAGCGCAAGGCGCGCCGCUACGUGAUGGAUGUCAUUUCUCUGGAAAAUCAACUCGUUUACCUCGACAGUUCCGUAGCCACGCUCGUCGCGAACGGCGACGCCGCCAUUCAGACAGCCCACCUCCACAUUUGGCAGCAAUGGCAGUCCUGUCGACGCGAAUACGUCAAGAAAAUGUUCAGACUGAACUCAAUUGCGAACUAUCGCCGGAAGGGUCGGGGCGACCUCGAUCUCACCGUCCUCGAGACAGCCGAAAACAUCAUCAAAACAAGUGAGUCUCAACCUGGACACGUCUACGAAUGUGUGUCGAGCAUCGCGGGGUCCUGCAUCGCCAGCUUCAACGAUUUCCGCAAGCACAUCACUGAGUUGUCGCAGACCCCCGAGAGAAUCGACCCGCACUUGUGCAACAAUGUGGCUUUGGUGAACCAUCUCGUUCGCGUCGAAGAGACCUGGGAGCUUGCGCAAAAGUAUUUGAUGGACAGUCAGCGUCUGCGAAACGUGAUUCACAUUGUGGACUUUGUCGUCGCGGUCGUGAAGACCCAGAAGACGAUUCUCGCCAUUCUAAAUCCCAGUGCCUCUGCUGCUUCGACGAGCAGCCCUUCCGGCGCAGAAGGCUCAAAGACCGCGUGCAGAGAGUCCAGUCAGGGGACAACUGCGUCGCUCUUCUCCACUUCCAGCGGCGCCAACGUGGCUGCGUCUCCGACCUGCAACGACCCAGCAGCGGAGGAAAAUCGUAGACCAAGCGCCUCCGCGGUCGGCUUCGCAGAUUCGAUCGAAACGGCGACGGCGACCUCUUCGGAGACCGUCAAGUCCGAAGCUGUUCAAGAGUCUCCAGGGAGAGGCACCCAGGCCUCGUGCUCAACCGUGCGAGCCGCAACCACGCUGUCUCACCAUCGAACAAGCAGCUCCCAUGGAGCAGACAAACGCGAGACUCUCGAGGAGAAACUCAUCGCGUGUGACGUCGAAGCUUUCCUUGCACUCCCUCGCUUCGUCUGUUUGUACUACCUGUUGGAUCCGAUCCACAGGUCUCAGAUUCUUCAGCAGUUUCUGCCUCACUUCUUUGUGGAGUCAGCGUCGACGUCGGACCCUGUUUCCGACAUCCCGGAUGAGUGUUGGGGUCCGAAACCUGUCCAGGUUCCGGGGUGUGUCUCUUCUCUCUCCAAAUGUUCCUCGUCUUUGGCAGCACUCCCGCCCCUCGACUGUGGGAGCAGUCUGCUCCACGGGCCAGGAAACGGCUCGUCUUCUUCUCAAAGCAGCCUUUCUUUCCGUCCUUCGCCUCGCUCCGACAUGCGCUCGACGACGGUCCCCGACCCAGAAGAGGCUUCCGAGGCUCCUCAGGCUGGACUUCAGAGAACUGGAACUGGUUCUGCCCACGCCGAAGACUACCCGAUGGAUGCUCCAAACACAGACUUGCGUCCGGGGGUGGCGCUGGAGCCUCGCGAGGACUUUCGCUUCCUCAGCUCUUUCUCCGGAGACGCAACGACGACGCGGGAGCCCUCGCGCUUCAGCUCGCAGCUGGGAGAAGAAAACGCCUCUUCUGCGUUUGCUACCGCCUCGUCUGCCUUCCCUUCGGCCCCGCCUUCGUCGACCGCGACACAGUGGUCUCCAGUGCCAGUCAAAGCCGGCGCCGCUGGCGCCUCUCCAGAGACCCCGGGGCAGGUCCCGACUGCAAACGCUGUGCAUGCCCCUAGCCUGGAGACCGACUCUGACGCGUCGACCAUGUGCGGCUCGGUGCUGCAAGACAGUGUGAACAGCGUUGCUGCAUUCCACCAGACGGGUCGCGAGACGCGAGUUGGCCACCCGUCCAGAGAGAGUGACCGCGUGGAGUUGUCUGCCGCGCAGCGCCUGAGAAGUCGCGACGCAGCCUCACCAGCGCCUCUCUGCGCCGGUUACGAACACGCUGCAGAGUUGACGGCCUCCGGCGCUGGACCGCUUCAGAGAAAAAUCCAAAGAGUUUUUUUCAGCAAUUCCCAAACCGAGAGAGUCGCCCACGGCUCUGGCGCGGGGUCUACGUCGAUGGUGCAGACCCGAGUUGAGGCCGGAAGCUCGUGGACUCAGCAACACAGUCAAACGAGCCGAUACAUCCUGUCGAGAGUUCCCCCGGGACUCCGCAAAAUGGUUAGAGCGUGGCUGGUCUUACAAUCCUGGCUGCGAACAGAGGGCCUCGAAGAAUGCACGGAAGCCUGGCUCUGCGUCAUCGCCAGACUCGCAGACAGCGACGACUUCAAACUCCUUCUGCAGAAGUGGGCGGGUACCAAACUCGUGGGUUUCCGCCACUUGUUGGAGGCACUUUUUCAGGCAGUUGAAGAGAUUUCCAUGGCGCUUCAGCGCUCCUCGCCCCAGGACUGGAACGAGUUUCUGCAGGCGAUUAUUCGGGGUAUCGAGCGCGACUCGCCGCACCGCAGAGCUGUGUGCUGAUAGCGAGCAAGACAGAACCACUCGAGGACGUUCCGCGAAGCAAUGGUUUUGCGGGCCUCGAAAGAACUUUGCCCGACAGACAACACUCGUCUCCCGGCUGCGGUGACACCCGCCAGGGACGAUCCUUGUCGACACGCCUUCUGUACAGAGAAACUCGAAAAUCCUUUUUCCGGCAAGGGCCGAGCGAUAUGCAUUUUCAGGUAUCCAUCUGUAUAGCGUUUUGUCACUUUCUGACGCUGUAGUUCUUGGCGUAACCGGCCUCGCUUUUCUCGAGGUGCCUCCCGUUGUCAGUGUCGCGUUCCUCUGCAGUUCUAGUGUUGUGGACCUAAACUUUUCUCGCAGCGCCGCCCCUCACUCCGCAGGUUUCGGAGGCGCAGCGCUUGUUCCGACCACCGACCUCCUUUUCCCGGGAAGUUGUUUCGUUUUUUCGUUGCUAUUCCUUGUUUCGUCUGCCUCUUGUUCCUAACGAAAAUGUGCGAAAACUGUCAGCCUCAACCUACUGCCUUGCUCAACGCAUACCCAUAUGAGAA
Messenger RNA from Toxoplasma gondii ME49, 4641 nucleotides. RefSeq lists its product as hypothetical. The record is from RefSeq and is a predicted model, not a curated record. Bases 953 to 4111 code for a protein of 1052 amino acids. The transcript is spliced from 8 exons. NCBI's taxonomy places the organism in Eukaryota, Apicomplexa, Conoidasida, Eucoccidiorida, Sarcocystidae.